CUGCAGCUCAUUUGACUGAAGAGACGAAAGGUGCAGACAAGAAUGGCCCUAUUGCAAUUCUGUCCAGCAUUGCAAUCAUUUUGCUCUUCGGCUGGGCUUAUAUCUUGGCUCUUACUUUCAGCAUUCAAGUAUUUUUUUUUUUUUUUGGAUAAUGAAUGACCUUUUAGAGUAUGUCAUGUCCUUGUUCAUAGUCUUAAAUAUACUGAGAUGAUAAUUAUAUGUUCUCAUCUCAGGAUUUUGGCUAUCUGUUUGAUACAAGCAAUGAGACUGCAGGAGCGUUUGUACCAGCACAGAUAUUGUAUGAUGCAUUUCAUGGAAGGUAUAAUAACAGAACUGGGGCAAUCGUUUUGCUAUUUAUCAUCUGGGGUUCUUUUUUCUUCGGUGGACUUUCGAUCACAACAAGUGAAGCCAGAGUAGUAUAUGCUUUAUCAAGGGACAAAGGCAUUCCAUUUUCGUCCAUAUGGAGAAAAAUACACCCAAAGCACAAAGUUCCCUCAAAUGCAGUAUGGCUGUGUGCUGCAAUUUGCAUUCUUAUUGGACUUCCAAUCUUGAAAGUCAAUGUGGUCUUCACAGCUAUAACUUCCAUCUGCACGAUCGGAUGGGUAGGCGGUUAUGCAGUCCCAAUCUUUGCUAGAAUGGUAAUGGCCGAGAAAAACUUCAAGCCUGGGCCAUUCUACUUGGGUAAAGCAAGAAGACCGGUUUGCUUGGUGGCCCUCCUAUGGAUUUGUUAUACCUGUUCAGUGUUUCUUUUGCCAACUUUGUAUCCAAUCUCUUUGGACACAUUCAACUAUGCACCUGUUGCUUUGGGUGUUGGUUUGGGUUUGAUAAUGCUUUGGUGGGUGUUGGAUGCAAGGAAAUGGUUCAAAGGACCGGUUAGAAACAUUGAGAUAGAUAGUGGUAAGGUAUAGCAUUCAUAAGAAAUGGAAAUGUCUUAGGUUUCUAUGGAAGUUUGUUUAGUUUCUUCUUCACAUGACAAUAUAGUUUCUUCUCGCAGCA
Messenger RNA from Humulus lupulus (European hop), 996 nucleotides. RefSeq names its product amino-acid permease BAT1 homolog. The coding region runs from base 219 to 908 and encodes 229 amino acids. NCBI's taxonomy places the organism in Eukaryota, Viridiplantae, Streptophyta, Magnoliopsida, Rosales, Cannabaceae. Gene Ontology annotation, biological process: transmembrane transport. The transcript has 2 exons. The record is from RefSeq and is a predicted model, not a curated record. Gene Ontology annotation, molecular function: transmembrane transporter activity. Gene Ontology annotation, cellular component: membrane.